This is a messenger RNA of Penicillium manginii, 690 nucleotides long. RefSeq lists its product as uncharacterized. Gene Ontology annotation, molecular function: hydrolase activity. The transcript has a single exon. Bases 1 to 690 code for a protein of 229 amino acids. The record is from RefSeq and is a predicted model, not a curated record. Lineage: Eukaryota; Fungi; Ascomycota; Eurotiomycetes; Eurotiales; Aspergillaceae.
AUGACUGAAUCGACCCCACCCCCAGGCCUCGCCCUAAAGGAUGCCAAACUCCUCCUCAAACAUCCUUACCUAUCAAUGGAAGCCGGAGUAGCCCAUACCGAAGACGGCAUGACCCAUAUUGCCGCGUCAACUUACAUGAAAUCAUGCACAGGUGCAAUGAUAGACUGGUGGUUCGGAUGGAUCCACAACACGGAGCAGUACAAGCUCUGGCACCCUCGCGACCACGUCUUCUCCGACUGGGAAGGCCCACGCGAGAACAACAGCACCUAUAUCGGCGGUCAUCAUCUAGUCCAUGAGUAUAUCGGAGGCGAGCUUCAGAAGCUGGAAAUCUCUUUCAAAGACCCGAGUGAAUACUUCGGGCCUGGCUGGCAGACUGCGUUCCAGAAUGCGGGGUAUUCGACAGCCAUUUGUGGGAGGACGGGCAUGUGGGAUGACGAGAACAAUCAUGUUACGUAUGUGGGGCAUUUGAUUCAUUUGAUCAAAACGGAGCCGGAUGGUGUCAGGAUGCGCUCUAGGUUUUGGCUGGGUGAUGUCGACGGCCUUACCGAUCCGGAGAUUCGGAAGGCAAGUGUGCCUGAUGAAUUUGCAAAGGGGUUAUUACAGCAUGCUACGGAAGAAAUGGCUAUACUUGCUACUGUUCUUCCUGAUCUGUACCAUAAGUUUUCCGGGGUGGGUGCAGAGAAACUUUGA